AUGGGGUCACUGGUGCAGUUGGAAUCGGGGUCAGCACCAGUGCAGCCAAAAUUGGGAUCACCAUUGGCGCAGCCAAUACCAGCCUACGAGGUUCUCAGAGUACCGCACAGACGGACCUCUUUGGUCUGGCUCGGCGGCGUCGUUUCUUACUUUGUUCUCCAUUCCAUUCUCAGUUACUACGGCAACCGAUCCACCUAUAAACUUAGGCGCCACCGUCCUUUCAUCCUUGCUGGGGCCGUUGCCAUCAACAUAUCUCUUUUGACGAUUGGCUUCAUCGUAGACAUCAGCAACGCCUUUGGAGACAUCCUCUUGGAGAAAACUCGGCCAUGCGCCAUAGCCAUUUUUGGGAUUGGAUUCUGGAUUAUGGAUACGUUGAUCAACAUAAUUGAGGUCCCCUGCAAAAACUUCCUUGAAGACCUUGCCGCCAGCGACCAACGGAAGAUCAGACUGGUAUACACGUUCUUUUCAUUCUUCAUAGAAGCGGAAAGUGUGCUGGGUUACUUCGCCGCAUUCCUUAGGAGAUUCGGGGAUAUGUUCCCAUUAACAGUGACAAAAGCAUGUGACCGGUUCUACACGUGGUAG
Arachis ipaensis is the source of this 582-nucleotide messenger RNA. The record is from RefSeq and is a predicted model, not a curated record. Lineage: Eukaryota; Viridiplantae; Streptophyta; Magnoliopsida; Fabales; Fabaceae.